AUGCGGCGGGCAUACCUAGGUGACCCGACCAACCCAGCAAACCAAGGAGAAGACAUCCGCGAGGACGAGAGCACCAGUGUUUUCGUCAGCAACCUUCCGAGCGACUGCCUCCCAACCCACGUCCUCAUGCAACUCCGCGGAGUAGGAAAAAUCUGGGCCUCAAACUUCAUCCCGCCCCAGGCACCAUACACCACGGCCGCAAGCAAAAUCGUCUUCUGGGAUCGAGACGGUCUCGACGCGUUCUUCGCAAAAUGGCGUCACGGUGACUUUAUCGUAUCGGGCCACCGACCUCACGUCGUGAUGAACUGGUUCCGGACGUCUUCGAAGCCGCCUUCCGACGAGUCGCGCGCACUUACGGUUACCGGUCCGCCUGAGAUCGUCGAGCUGUUCCGGCUGUGCGAAUUUUUACAGGCGCACUUCCACUUUGAGCUUGAAGACAUGAUCGAAAUGCCCGGCGCGCCCGACGAAGGCCAGACGACAAUCGAAGUGCGAUUUGCUUCGUGGCGAGCUCAGGCCUCCAAGGCUUGGAGUGUUGUCCGCAAAGCUAUUGCUGGUGUCGAGAUGCCGGAGACACCCAUGACGGAGCGCGAGAAGUACCUCUGGCGAUCUGUCACGGUCGAUUGGGCUCCCGACCCCAGCGCCUGA
Molecule: messenger RNA, 645 nt
Organism: Anthostomella pinea
Lineage: Eukaryota; Fungi; Ascomycota; Sordariomycetes; Xylariales; Xylariaceae
Source: the annotation of a GenBank genome assembly